AUGGCUCGCUCGAAUCCGGUCAAGAGGUUCGCCGGCCUCCUCUGGGGCGACUGCCAGACCAAGGCCCCGUGGCAGCGCAUCAUCAAAAACUCCCUUGCCGCCUUCAUCGCCGUCAUCAUCGCCAUCCUCCCGCCGCUCAAGACCAAGUCCACCUUUCUGAUCCCCAUGAUUGCCGUCUUCGCCAACCCCGGCCAGCGCAUGGGCAGCAUGAUCGAGGCGCUUCUCAUGAUUCUCCUCGGGUCCUUGGUCGGCCUCGCGUGGUCGCUCCUGUCUUUGUAUCUGUCGAGUCUCGUCGAGAAUUCCAAUCCUCCGGCGGCUUACACGAUCCGCGCGCUUUUUCUCCUGACGACCACACUCAUCCACGGCUACUUCCGGUCAUCAAGUCCCCGCCUCUUUCUGUUCGUCUACUUUCUCAUUGUCGAGUCGCUCUUGACGAUUCAACUACCCUCGACUGCGACUACAACGCUCUUCACCACGAUUUACGUGCCGACGCUGAUUGGCGCAGGCGUCGCCCUCGUCGUUCAUCUGGCCAUUUUCCCCGAGUUCUCGAGCAGCUAUCUGGGCUCGUCAACCAUCGAUACUCUGACGGACACGAUGGAAACCUUGAACCGCGCGACCAAUUGGUUCAUAACGCCAGGAGGGGACGCCGAAGAAUGCAAGGAGAUGUGUGCUACCUUGACACGCAAGAGCUCCCGCGGCAAGCAUGCGUCGAGAUGGCAGAGGACGAGGCGCCGCAUCACCGGGCUCCUGGCACAGCUACCAAGUCCGUUCAAGGCAACCAAAACGCCCUCCGCCUUUGUCGACAUCCCUUGUCACCUCACGACUCUAGCUCAACUGACUGCGCAAAAAGCCAAGCUUCGAGCCCAACUCUCCCGUUGCAAGGCCGCCCAGAACGAAGUUAACUUUGAGAUAUCCAUAUCCGCCCUCCCACCCAUCUCGAUGAAGCCCAUCAGCACCCAGCUCAUGACAAGUGCCGUGCAAAACAUCAUCAUCCUCAUCGGAGCCUGCGAGAACAAGUUCAUCGUACUUGGCAACGAAGAGGACGCCGAAGAGCCGAUUAUGGGUACCGAGCGGCCCUCCCGGCCGGUCACUCCAGACUUGACGCCCGACUCUGAGCCCACGACGCCUUUGUCGCGGCCAAAGUUUGAUAAACAGAAGAGUUAUGCGGACAGGAUUGAUAAGGUCAAGCCUGUCAAGGAACUCGAGACGGGCAGUGCCCCGCUACUCGAGUCGAUCCUACAACACAUCAAAGCGCCCGUGCUCGAGUUCCAGGUGUCCAUGGACAACGCUGUUGCCUUGGUGGCGUCGUGUCUCGCCUACUGCUACGACGUGCCGACACUACCCUCGGGAGCUCCGGCUCCGCACGGAAUACCCUUGGAAGAGAUCGAUUUACGGAUCGACGAGUUUACCGGAGCCAUUUCUCGUUUCGACAGAAGGUCGACCGACGAACUCAAGCGCGCCGCCAUGGAGUCGGGAGAGUCUGUCGACCUGAUGCCGCGUAUGGAGACCUUCCUAGUAUCAUCUUUUCUGCUUGCAUAUCGCGACUCGGCGGCUCAUGUCCUGGGGAUGCUCCGCCACUCUCGCAAUCUGGUUGACAAGAGACAGAGGCGCCACAACCGGUCACGGAUCUGGAUGCCUCACAUCACUAGUCUCCGCCAGUGGCUCAGCACAGGAGGAGAGUCUGACGCCAUGGUGCUUCCCGAGGGAGCGAAGAAAGCCGCUCGCACUGGCAAGGAUUCUCGGUCAACGCCUCCCGCCAAGGAUGAAGAACCGCCGCCUUAUGAUGAAGUUGGCCUGCGGUAUCCAGGGGAUGAAGAGACGGCUGCCACGAAUGCCCCAUCCGAAAAGCCAAGUAAGCCGAAAAAGUCGAAACGCCAGCGAAAAAGUCACAAGAAGUCACAAGAUUCAGCAGACAAGAGCUGGUUAAUGACUGUUCGAGCGUGCACCGCCGAUGCGAUCGAGUGGGCUCAGGACUCGGACGACCUGCACUAUGCGGUCAAGCUGGCCAUGGCCGUGUUUCUGGUCACCUGGCCUGCCCUGGUGGCCUCAUGGAACGCCUGGUACACCGAGGUCCGCGGCGUGUGGGCUCCCAUGCAGCUCAUCCUCGUCUUCGAAGUGGCUAUUGGCACCUCACUGUUUGCCAUCGGCCUGCGUUUGUUCGGCGUUGUCAUUGGCUGCACCUUUGGGUACUUGGCUGUCGAGAUUGGGAGAGGGAACCGAGUCGCCGCCGUGGCAAUCCUAGUGUUUGGCAUCGUCCCGUCGGUGUAUGUACAGGUCACGACCAAAUACGUCAAGGCGGGCAUCGUUGCCAUAGUAUCCAUGGCGGUGGUCACGCUUGCGUCGAUUGAUCUUGGCUCUCAAGACUAUGAGGUGUAUUACAAGCGGCUCGUCGCCUUCAUGGUGGGUGGACUCACUGCUGUCCUCGUCGAAGUUUGUAUCGCUCCGGUUCGAGCCAGAGACCGCCUCGUCGAGUCGCUCUCAGCAUCAGUCCGUCAGGUGCAGAAGAUGCAGGCUAGCCUUGCCGUUGGCGUCGACACGCCCGAGCGGCUCGACUUGAAGUCGGAGAAACUUCUGAACCGCUUCAACCAUGCCCGCGACAAGGCUCAAGCAGCCCUUGCGGCCGCAGAGACGUUUCUCCCAUUUUGCUUCAACGAGCCUCGCCUCAAAGGCAGCUUCAAACCUCUUGCUCCGAUAUACGAGGAAAUUAUAUAUGUCCUCCACCAGGUCAUUGACCGGAUGGAUAGCGUCGUACAGCUUCGUCGCGCAUACGGCUCAUCCAUCCUCGAGGACCUCAACCCAAAGGUGUACGCAUACAGAAGGAGCGUGGCCGCCACGUGCACCCUCACGCUUUUCUCCGUCAACGAGGCCCUGACCACGUGGCUGCCUCUACCCCAAUUCAUCCCAUCCGCUCGCCUCGCCCAGCUGCGGCUGAUAAACCGCGUUCGCGAGAUCCUCAUGAGGCAGAGCUCCAGCGCUGAUGUGUCCACCGUCAGGAGGUUCGCAACCAGGGCCGAGCUCGACGAGGAGACAGCGAGCUUAAUCACCAAGCGGAAGUUCCUUUCGUGGAACGCCAGCACCGCCGGCAUGAUGGAGAUUAUCGAGUACCUCGAAGAGCUCAUAGACUUGGUCAAGCUGCUGGUCGGGGUCAACGCCUUCCGCAGCGGCAUGCUCGAGCGGCCCAACUACGGCGACUACGCCCAGACCCUCGGGGGAGACCAGAGGCAAAUGGCCAAGGUCGGGUCGUCGCAGUCUGGGGGCUCUAGGUCGACAGACGCCCAUGGGCCUUCGACCUCGGCCGCCGCCGUCGACACGGGGGUCUCGUUGCGGAGAGCUGCGACGGUCGCUCAGCAGGCUCCGCACGGUCAGCGCGACGGGGCAGGCGAUGUUGCCGCCGUCGAGGAGGAAGACGAGGUUCUGCCCCUGAGCCUGCAGAGGGUUGGGACGAGGUUGCGGCGGGCUGAUACGGUGGUGAGGCGGAGACGGUUCACAUUUAGCGGGCAUUGA
Molecule: messenger RNA, 3504 nt
Organism: Purpureocillium lilacinum
Lineage: Eukaryota; Fungi; Ascomycota; Sordariomycetes; Hypocreales; Ophiocordycipitaceae
Source: RefSeq, a predicted model, not a curated record